CCCCCUGGCGGGUGGCGGACCCGUUUCAGUGCGCGCUCCGGUACCGGGCAGGCUCAGUGCUGCCGGCCCGGCCCGGCCCUGCGCCGCCCCCAGGUACUGGCAAGCUGGGGCGGGCUGGGGGGUGGCGGCGAAGGAGGAGAAGAAGGAGGGCGACGAGUCGGAGCCCGGCUCGUGGCUCCUUCGGGGCUGCGCCGUUGGUUAGCAAAGCCGCAUGGGACCGUCCGGGGCCCCUUCAUCCGGUACCGGGAGUCGGCCCGGCACCCCCUCCCCGCCACCGGGGAACGCGGGCCUGAGGGUGUCCCGGGGGUCUGGGUCACCGCCGCGCCUCAGCGGGUCCCUCUGACAGCGCCGCAUCACCUGAAUCCUUUGCCCCUUUCCGCUCUUUCCUCCCCAGGUGAGCUGAGAGGGGAAGGGGCUUGGGGGGCGACUGGACCAGCGUCCCUCCCCCACUCCUCCCCUGCCAGCCGCUCGCCCCAUGUCGGGCGUUGGCGAGCGCCGGUGCGGCCCUCGUAGCCUGAGAGGCAGCCCGGGCCCCGGCCGCAAGGUCCCGGCCCUCGCUCCGCAGCCUUUCCGGAGGACGCACCGCGCUCCCACUGCCCCCGAGCUCCGCGCCGGUGAUACCCCCGGGAGUGCUGCAGCCCCCCCGCACUACAGCCGCCCCAGAAGAUGGAAGAGAAAAAAAUGCUGUACGAGUGCUCUGAAGUGGAGAACCUUACCAGUUCCAGAGUGGAGAGUUCUGAAGGUGAUUUGAAGAUGUUUUGGACACAACUGGGAGGUAGAAGAGUGGAUGCCAUAUUUGAGCAGGUGCAAAAUGUGCUCCUCUUGCUAAAGAAAAAGAUCAAGAAUGGAACUGCUACAAACCAAGAAUACUGGCAGGCCUGGACACUUGUGAAUGAAGCUAACCUAGGUGAUCUCUUAACCUUGACAAAUGUAAGUAAUGUAUUUGAUGGAGAUGACACACAGGAAACCAAGCCCAAACUGCAGCAUCUUCUUACAGAUGACAACGCUGCAAACACUGUAGAAGGUUCCUACAGCAAAAAGGAAGAGAUGGAAGAAAUGGGGCUGGGGAGUGAAGAAGCAUCCAGUCAAAUUCUCAAUUUGCCUUUAAACCUGCAGUAUCAGCACCACAAGUGUUCUAGUGCCUGUCUUGCCAACAGAGCAGUGGGCUCCUACAAGGGUGAAAAUCCUCUUAAGAUACCAAUCCUGUUUCACUUCCAGAGACGCCAUGCAAAAGCAGACUGCCUUUCAAAAUCACUGGAUGUGAGUUACAAAGCUCCUUGUGGUCGAAGUCUGAGAAGCUUCCAAGAUGUGCAAAACUAUCUUUUUGAGACAGAGUGCAAUUUCUUAUUUGUUGAUCACUUCUCCUUCAACACAUACGUGCUGUUGGGCAGGAACACUGUAAAUCCUGAACCCCUUGUGUUUGAAUUUGAUAUUAGCAAUGGAGCUGAGUCUGUGCCCAUUUCCUUCUGUAAUGAUCUUGACCGUGCAAGGUUACCUUAUUUCAAAUACCGGACAGCAUCAUGGCCACGUGGAUAUUACCUUAACAAUUUCUCCAGCAUCUUUGUUGAUUCAUGUGACUGCACAGACGGGUGCAUUGAUAGGUCAAAAUGUGCAUGUCUACAGCUAACUGCAAGAGGUUGUAGCAGAAUUUCUCAAUCUACAAAUACUAAAAUAUCCCAUGGAUACAGUUACAAAAGACUGGAGGGACCUGUUCCCACAGGAAUUUAUGAGUGUAGUGUGUUGUGCAGGUGUGACAAGAUGAUGUGUCAGAACAGAGUUGUACAGCAUGGCAUUCAAGUUAGGUUGCAAGUGUUCAACACGGAGAAGAAAGGCUGGGGCGUCCGCUGCCUAGAUGAUAUCGACAAGGGGACGUUUGUUUGUACUUAUUCAGGCAGAUUAAUGAGCAGAGCUGAAGCUCAGGUAUUGGGAGAUGCUUGUCAAGAGCUAAAAGAGAAGAGUGCUGGUAAUAAUGGAGUCCAUGGGGUUCUUUCCAAAAAAAGAAAACUUGACACCAAGUAUUCGGGCUCUGUGAUUGAAGUAGUGCGGACUGGCAAAAAUGGCGUUCUUGAGAAGCAGGGAUCUUUGUCUCAGAUUGCAGAUAACCAAAAUAAAACAAUUCUAGUUCAUCCGAGGAAUUUAAGUAUUGCAACAGUGAGAAGGCCUGGAACUGGAACAGUCGUUUUUCAUACUCAGCAGCUAAAAAGGGGAGUUGACAGUGCCAGCUCAGAUGAAGAGAAUAGUUCUCAGAUUCAUCAGUCAAGCAAAACAAAGCUAACCAGUGGACCAAAAGAAGAAAAAGAAAUAUCUGCUCAGCAGCAUGAGGAAGAACACUCAAUGGAAGUUGAUCUUUCUGAUGUGGACAGUGCAGAAUGCAAGAACAAGAGUCUGUCUCUGGAUGGUGUUGAUGGUGGCAAGUCAGGUGUGCUGGGUGACACGUGUGUUUUGAGGCCAUCCAAAAAGGUACCACUAAAAGCUGACUGCAAAGAGGAAAACAACAGGCAUUCAAAACAGGAUGCAUUUUGUGAGGAGGCCAGUGGUGACAGGACACUUCUGAAUUGUGGUAAUGAAGAAAAUAUCUAUGUACUGGAUGCUACAAAAGAAGGAAAUGUGGGUCGUUUUCUUAAUCACAGCUGCUGCCCAAAUCUCUUUGCACAGAGCGUGUUUGUGGAGACUCACAACAGAAGUUUCCCAUGGGUGGCAUUCUUCACAAACAGGCUCGUGAAAGCUGGAACAGAACUCACGUGGGAUUAUGGUUAUGAAGCUGGAAGCAUGCCAGAGACAGAGAUUUCCUGUGAGUGUGGAGUUCAGAAGUGCAGGAAAAACCUCAGCCAAUCGGCGCUGAGGAAGGGGGAGCGCCAGGCGGAGCCCGCGCUGGGCACGCCCACUUCCUCGCGGGAGGGUGUUGAGGGGGAAGGGGCGGCGGGGAGCGGCAGUCGGGGCGGUGCGGGGCGUGAGGACGGGGCGUGGAUGGAUGGAUGGUUCCCGGCGCCCCGCGGCCUGAGCAGGGCCUAUGUAUCUACAUCGAUUCAAGGAGUUUGUGCUGUCAGAGGUGACGAAUCCAGCAAAGGGCAGUUUGGAGAAUCACAUUUUCCUGCUUUAGGUGUUUUCUGGAUAAUGGCGAAGAUGGUGAGAAGAACGUGUGCCUUUUGCCCAGAAGGGGAGGCUGGGUCUGUCAUGUAUAUUGCCAAGGAGAGAAAUAUUGCUGCUCAUCAGCAUUGUCUGUUAUUUUCCUCAGGAUUUGUGGAAUCUGAAGAGUAUAACCCAGAUAAUCUGGAUAUUAGGUUUGAUGUGGCAUCUGUGUUGAAAGAACUCAAGAGAGGAAAGCGGCUGGUGUGCAACUUCUGCCGCAAGAAAGGAGCCACUGUGGGCUGUGAGGAAAGGGCCUGCCGCAGGAGCUACCACUACUUCUGUGCACUCUGUGAUGAUGCAGCAAUAGAAACAGAUGAAGUAAAUGGAGUCUACCGAGUGUUCUGCACAAAACAUGACCCAGGCAAUAGGACCAAUCACUAUGAUAGAGCUAAUAAGAGGAGAAGACAUGCACUGAAAUCUUCCACCAUCACACAACAAAUGAGCACAGAAGAGGCAACAGAAGAAAACAGUUUAGAGAUACUAAAAAGAAAAAACAACAGGCAUAAAGUCCGAAUAGACUUCCUUAGGAAAUGCAAGCAAGCUGGGCUUCUGGAUGACAUAUUUGAAGAGAUGCUGGACACACUUCACUUGGCACAGGAAAAACUGAUGGAUGACAACACUUCAGAAACAGAGUAUGAAGAGACAGUGAUCUCACUCUUUGACUGUGGACUGUUUGAAAAUAUACUGACAAAUACUCACUCAGGAACAGAGGAAAAACUCCAGGAACUUCUGGAAAGCAGGAAAAAACUGGAUAACAAAAUAGAGCUACUUCAGGACUUGAAAGAAGUUGUCCUUCCUACUGAAGAGAACACUGCUAGUACUUCUAGUACAAUGUCUGAAUAACCCUUCUGUCUGUCUGUAAUGGUGUCAAUAUUUAGGAUUUUUUUAAUGAUAGAAAACAUAAAGCACAUCCAGUCAGCUUCUAAGUAAUUCCCACCCCCUGUCCUGCCCCCCCAAGGCAGGGACACAAGCAAGAACUGGGUGUUUACUUGUUUUUAUACCUCACUGUUGCAAUAAUAUUAAGUUGUCCCUUAAAUUUUGCCGUGGAUCAAUGAGUGUUACAGACCACACUUGGCUUUUUUAAAGCUCAACACAACGCUCCAAUGAAGACUUUUCUCAAAGACAAGGGAGCAUCAGCUGCCA
This is a messenger RNA of Calypte anna (Anna's hummingbird), 4272 nucleotides long. Its product is annotated as SET domain bifurcated histone lysine methyltransferase 2. The record is from RefSeq and is a predicted model, not a curated record. Gene Ontology annotation, molecular function: histone H3K9 methyltransferase activity; protein binding; zinc ion binding. The coding region runs from base 667 to 3972 and encodes 1101 amino acids. Gene Ontology annotation, biological process: heterochromatin organization; negative regulation of gene expression. The transcript has 26 exons. NCBI's taxonomy places the organism in Eukaryota, Metazoa, Chordata, Aves, Apodiformes, Trochilidae. Gene Ontology annotation, cellular component: nucleus.